AUGCAGAGAUUCAACAAGGUGCUUGAUGCUGCAUUGAUAGCAUUGGUGACGUAUCACCUUGUUAUCUCUCCGUAUUCCAAAGUUGAAGAGUCCUUCAACAUUCAGGCGGUGCAUGAUAUUCUUAAUUAUGGAGCAUUCUCCGCUGAAGCACUUGAAAAGUACGACCACAAACAAUUUCCAGGAGCAGUGCCGAGGACUUUUAUAGGCAGCGUGGUACUUGCCCUAUUAGCAAAACCUGUCAUUUUUGUAUCCGCUCUUUUUGGAAAGGAUUUAUUGCAAGGAGACCAAAGUCAACUUCAAAGCAUUGUUCGGGGUAUUUUAGGUCUAGCAAACACAUUAUCCCUAAUUAGACUCAGAGAUCAGCUCAACAAGGUUACAUUCAGGGACAGAAAGAGUAAAAUCAAAGGGCUAAAUGGGUUUUGGUUUUCUGUUUUAUUGUUAUCGCAAUUCCAUUUGGUAUACUAUUCGACACGUACAUUACCAAACUUUAUCGCUUUACCGUUCGUUAAUUUUGGAUUGAGCAAGUUGAUUGUGGGUGAUUUGUCUGGUUUGACAUGGUUGGCAAUGACUGGUGCCAUAUUCCGAAUGGAAGUGGGUGUAUUUGCUGUGGUUAUUGCAAUGGUUUCCUCUUUGGUAUUUGGACAAUCUAAUAUUGUGACUGAUUUUGUACUCUUGUUUGCCGGGGGGUUAUUUGGUACAUUGACCUCAUUAUUUAUUGACACCUAUUUUUGGGGGAAACCACUCGUUCCUGAGAUUAGUUCAUUCAUCUUUAACAUCAUCAAUGGCAACGCAGCUGAGUGGGGGGUUGAGCCAUGGGGAGCUUACUUUAAAAAGUACCUUUUCCAGUUGUUUAGACCGCCGGUGAUUCUAAUCUUGUCCGUUGUUGGUUUCUUGAAUGACCCAGCUGACGACGGAGUUGCUGUAACAAAUACCAAAGCCGUGCGUCAUCCAGCAAGAAAUUCGUUACGUAUAUUGUGCACGUCGUCAAUCAUUUUUAUUGCAAUUAUGUCCUUUCAACCUCAUAAGGAGUGGCGCUUCAUUAUCUACACUGUGCCUAUCUUUACCUUGCAAGCAGCUAAUGGAUUGAGCAAUAUCUCGAUUAAGUGGAGUCUUAGCUUCUCAAACAAGUUGUUGACUUUGCUAGUUUCUCUCUUGAUUUUGGUGAGUUCAAUUCUUUCAUUAUACAUGGGAUACAUCUCCAGUUAUAACUACCCUGGUGGAGAAGCAUUGACUUUUGCUAAUUAUUAUGUGUCAAAAGUUUACAGUGAUCGCAACGUGUCGAUUCAUUUGGAUGUCCCCGCUUGUAUGACGGGGGUUACUCGGUUUGGAGAACUACAUCAUAAAGCAGUAACGUACGACAAAUCUGAGACCGAUUUCGAUUACGCCAAUUUUGAUCUUGUCAUCACUAAUGGUACACUUGAUGGUUGGAAACUCCUACACAAGGCAAAAAUCUUUAAAGGUUUGAACCUUUCCACUAUCAUCAAAUUGGUCGAAUCUCAAAGAGCUAAUCGCUCUAUGUUGUUCAUACUUUUGAAAAUUAUGGUUGAUGAAUUUUUGAACGGGACUAAUGAAACAUUGAAAAGCUUAUUAAGAUCCACAAUUGUUCUGGAGGAUUAUAUAAAUGUUUAUGAAAAGCCCAUCAAGUCAGGGUGA
Lodderomyces parapsilosis is the source of this 1653-nucleotide messenger RNA. RefSeq names its product dolichyl-P-Man:Man(7)GlcNAc(2)-PP-dolichol alpha-1,6-mannosyltransferase (gene ECM39). The transcript has a single exon. Gene Ontology annotation, cellular component: endoplasmic reticulum membrane. Gene Ontology annotation, biological process: protein N-linked glycosylation. The record is from RefSeq and is a predicted model, not a curated record. Lineage: Eukaryota; Fungi; Ascomycota; Pichiomycetes; Serinales; Debaryomycetaceae. Gene Ontology annotation, molecular function: alpha-1,6-mannosyltransferase activity. The coding region runs from base 1 to 1653 and encodes 550 amino acids.